UCGCGCCACUUACAAACAAUAUCACGACAAGGUAAAUAGCGAUGAAAUGUCGAUUUUGUGAGGCAGUAUACGUAAAACUCCUAACGAUCUAACGUUCGAUCUUGAUUUGGAUACGUUUCCUGAACGAUCAUGUCGGGCUACGGAGUACCUUCAGUGGCCAUGACGCCCUUUUUAAACGAAGGAAAAGCCAUCCAAGAUUUGACGAGUCUUCUUCAGCUUAUUGAGGACAAAGGAGAGCUCAAGGAACUUCUGGAGAACGAAAGUCAGCUCAAUGAUCUAAUCGCAGAUAAUGAGGAGGUUAAGAGAAUCAAAGUGCAGCGUGAGACACUUAUGGCAAGCAACAGAAGUCUUGCAGAGUACAAUCUGUCACAGCAGCCAAUACUGGAAGCAAAGAAAAAUGCACUUUUCAAUGCCCACCAAAGCAAGACUGCAAUUCAAGAGACAUAUGAACAGAAAAGACAAAAGCUAGAAGAACUUUCGAGCCAAUAUUCACCAGACACAACAUUAGCAUUACUACAAACUUCUGCAGCACAAGCAGAGGAAGAAGCUGAGAAAAUUGCCGAUAAAUUCCUAGAUGGUGAAAUUAAUGCUGAGGACUUCAUUCAGGCAUUUCAAAGUCAGAAGACUAUUCACAGCUUACGAAAAAUAAAAACUGAAAAAUUGACUGAGCUAUUAAGGAGUAGAAUGUCUUCCCAGUAUUCCUAUAGGCUUUAAUGGUUCAUAUUCUUUAACAAGUAGAACAAUUACAUGUAAAAAAUAAACAGGCUUGUGGUCUUUUAUUUGAAAUAAAGUAAAGCCCUGUGACUAUUGUCAAACUCUGUGGUGGGGGCCAGCCACAACAAAGAUUUAAGACUUAACUUGACUGUGAUUUCUGUGGUUGAAAAGGCAUGAAUUGGAGUUGGUAGAUUAGGAUGAAAUACUUUAGAUUUCUCAACCUUUUAAUGGCAAAAUGAAAAUUUAUACUCCAUGUGAAAUCAUCAACAUACUAGUUUUUACAGAGCAGGCCCUGGUGGUUAGAAGGAUGGAUAACACUAUACACUGGAUAAAUCUCUAUCCGGUGGAUAGCGUAGUACGUUUUGGUAACGCUUAUCCGCUGGAUAGCGAUUUAUCCGUUGGAUAGCGUUAUCCACCCUUUGAACAACCAGAGCGAGUUGUUUUGGGCAUUUUGCUAUACAGUAAAUGGUUUGAACCCAGGGGUAACAUGUGAAAGUGUAGUGCAAUCAUCCGGGUGAGUGUAGUCCUGAGAAGGACUGUUGUUGGUAGUGGUGCCUGAUGUUUAGACAACCUGGGGGGAAGUCAUCAUCAGAGUCAAAGCGUGUUAAGUGUGAAUUGUCAGUCUGGGUCUGACUCAGAUUAAACUGACUGAAAUGGGGAUUUAAGCCCAGAUUGAUAUUUUUCACCUCGGAUGAAGCAAUCUGUAAAAUUAAAUAUAGUAGGUAUGUAACAGGCUGGGAAUUAUGCUUAAAUGUUUACUUGUAAUGCAAGCUUUAGAUGCCAUUGUGUUCACAUAGCUUGGAAUUGGUUUCAUUACUUUAAUUUUCUUUAGCAUAGCUCACUUCAAAGUGUAGUUCAAAGCUAAUUUUUGGGUUUAAAUUGAUAAUUACUGGUUUGAAAUGAAUGUGGUAUGCAUAUGGUUUGAGACCAACAGACAGUUGGACAGGUGUCAGAAAGCUUUCCAAAAGCUUGAAAGUUGUGUGAAAGAGCUUGCUCUUUUGUACAAUGUUAGUCCAUCAAAUUUUUGUGCAACCUUCAGGCACUGGUUUGUCAUGUCUUGUUAUACAUAGUUUCUUGUCAUCUAUGUAAUUUUUUUAGUUUAAACUGAGAAUAAAGAAAAAGUGUUGCUUUC
Molecule: messenger RNA, 1846 nt
Organism: Stylophora pistillata
Lineage: Eukaryota; Metazoa; Cnidaria; Anthozoa; Scleractinia; Pocilloporidae
Product: vacuolar protein sorting-associated protein 37B
Biological process (GO): protein targeting to vacuole; protein targeting to membrane; ubiquitin-dependent protein catabolic process via the multivesicular body sorting pathway
Cellular component (GO): ESCRT I complex
Source: RefSeq, a predicted model, not a curated record